Messenger RNA from Diabrotica virgifera virgifera (western corn rootworm), 13012 nucleotides. Its product is annotated as choline transporter-like protein 1. Bases 139 to 2019 code for a protein of 626 amino acids. Gene Ontology annotation, cellular component: membrane. The transcript is spliced from 14 exons. The record is from RefSeq and is a predicted model, not a curated record. Gene Ontology annotation, biological process: transmembrane transport. Lineage: Eukaryota; Metazoa; Arthropoda; Insecta; Coleoptera; Chrysomelidae. Gene Ontology annotation, molecular function: transmembrane transporter activity.
AAUUUUCAAAUCAGGGCGCCGAAUGACUCAAGAAACAAACGUUAAAUGGGGCCUACGCUAUGUGUUUUAUUCGGCAAAAAUCUCCUAAAUUAUUUCAUUGAUAUUUUUAAGAGUGUGCAAUUGGUUAAAUAAGGAGAUAUGGGAUCGAGCAUGAGUAAUGACAAAGUGCAACCUAGUGGGGUAAACAAAUUUAAAGACUUCCAGAAAUCUGAAUCAGAAGAUAACGAACAAUACAAAUCAAAAAAUCGAAGUUCAACUGAUGUGUGUUUUUUAAUAGUAUUUGUAGUAUUCUUAACAGCUCUGAUAUGUUUUUUGGCUUACUGUUUUUUUAAUGGAGAUAUAUUCAGAACUAUAAAUGGUUACGAUGAUUGUGGAAACAUAUGUGGAAGAAACAAUAAAAAUCUAAAACGUUUAGACAACAAAAAUAACUCUUUACAAUGUCUAGGGACCAGUAAAAUUAACGAACCAUACCAUAUAGUAUUACGAAAAGGUUCAGCAAAGGAAUUUAAUAGAUUAUGCAUAUCAGAUUGCAGUUUGUACGAAGGAUACAGGAAGUUUUUCAAUCGAUGUAUGCCAAAUAAAAGUCAGACGGUGGUGAACACAAUUUUUUCCAGGACUGGACUGAGUAACUUUUUUACAGAAGUAUCAGAAGACUUUCAAAUAUGUUGGACUGAAAUUUGUUACCUCUGCCUUAUUGCUUUAGUAUUAUCAUCUUUGCUCCUAGUAUUAUUCAGAUACCUAGUAGGAGUGGUUGUAUGGAUAGUACUCUUAGGUUCUUUGGCGACCUGUUUAAUAGGAACGAUACUCUUAUGGAUUCUCUGGAAACAUUCAAAGGAUACUAAUGAUGGCAUGCCUUCUUCUUUGCUACCAGAUGUAGAUGCAAGAAAGUCGAAUACCUAUUUGGCUUUUGCAAUAUUGGCGACGAUCGCUACGGUUAUUAUAAGUCUGAUUAUUUUUGUAAUGAGAAAUAGGAUAAAACUAGUAGUGCAGCUAUUCGAAGAGGCAGGGAAAGCUAUUGCAGCGAUGCCAAUUUUGUUGUUGGAACCAGUUCUGACUUUCCUCUUUUUGGGUGUAACCGUCGCUCUUUGGUUUUACUUUUGCCUUUGGAUCGAAAGCUCUGGAACUCUAACGGAAACCAGAGCUAAUGUAUUCUAUUACAAGAAAGAUGGUUGGAUGAAGUUUACAAGAUGGUAUAACUUUUUUGGUAUGUUAUGGAUGGCUCAGUUUAUUAUUGGUUGCCAGCACAUGGUCAUAGCUGGAGCUGUGAGCAUAUGGUACUUCAAAAGGAAUAAGGCUUCCCUGGGAACACCAUUCAUCGCAAGCGCAAGCAAUCUGAUAAGAUACCAUUUGGGAUCAGUGGCAUUAGGUUCAUUCCUUAUAGCAACAGUACAAUUCAUGCGUGUGAUACUAAAAUUGGUUGAAAAAUAUUUAAAUAAAAAACAAGGGAAAUGUAUAGACUGUCUGUUAAAAUGUUGCCAUUGUUGUCUCUAUUGUUUUGAGAAAAUUUUGAAGUACUUAUCAAGAAAUGCUUAUAUAGAAGUUGCUAUUUUUGGAUACCCAUUUUGCCGAGCAGGUCAACAAGCUUUUAAACUUCUUUCUUCUAAUGUUCUACGUGUAGCUGCCAUUAAUUCAGUUGGAGAUUUUGUUCUCUUCCUUGGAAAGGUAGUAGUUGUAAUAGCUACUGUCUUGAUUGGAAUACGAAUGCUUGAGCACAAAGAUGGUCUUCAACAUAUGUGGGUACCAAUUGCGUUAUCUGGGCUAUUUGCAUACUUUGUAGCACAUUGUUUUAUGACUGUUUACGAGAUGGUGAUCGACACGAUAUUCUUGUGUUUUUGUGAAGACUGUGAACAAAACGACGGGGAGUCCAGACCAUACUUUAUGUCCAGAGGAUUAAUGGAGUUCGUCGAAAACUCCAAAAAGGCGUUAGAUAUUUAUGACACCAGAGCAAAAUCUUCAGCAACUGAGUUGAAAAGUGUUCCAACUAUCAGCGGUGAUGUUACAAGAAAUUUUUCGGGCUAAAAGUAUUUGCAUAGUCAAAUUUUGUAUAGUCAAAAAAGUCUAAAAGUAUUUUUAUACACGGCAAAAUAUAAACUUGUAUUUAUAAUAAUAGGAAUAAUUGGCAUUACAAGUCGUCUUGAUAUUAAGUUACAGUUCAUUCAAAUAGAUCUCGUCAUCAUCACUGUAGUUCAGAAAAAUAAGGAAAAAAUAUCCUGUUGGUGUCACAACCCCCUCUAGGCCGAAACCAAAUUUUUUGAGUAUUAUGGACAUCUAUGUAGGUUUUCUUUAAAGACAAUCGUAAUAAAAGUCCGUUUGAUGUUUAACAGUUUUAAUUAAUAAAAUAGAUGACUAAAUUAUUGAUACUAUUAAAUUGACGACAUGUAAAAGUGUGUAAUUGCGACCAAAAUCUUACGUGUUCUUAUUCUUACAAAAAGGUAAUGUAUUUAUAGAUAAUUUGCGUCUAAUCAAUAUAUUACCCGUCUUAAUUCGUCUUUUUACGUCUUAUUAACCCUAAGAGCACGUCUGUAGUCGCUGUGAUGUUAUAAUCGACUGCCUGUAUUCGUUCUAGUUCCCUACGCUAAAACCAACCCUCUUAGGCUAAUCUCUCUUUUCCUGUGAAAGAACCCAAUUAAAAUUGGUUCAAAGUUUGUACCGACCCGCCGCCGUCUUUUUCCAAUAAACUAAAACUAUAAAGUUAAAAGUAGUCCGCCACCGUCGCCGUAAUCCCCAAUUUGUUCUGCACAUCUGGGCCAACGUCCAUAUGUGAGACCCUUAUCCCGUUCUCGUACUAAUAAUUAAGAAAAAUGAUAUACAGGGGAAUUUAAAAUAUAAGGUAAAAUAUUUACAAUCCCACAUCUAUAAUAAUAACCUAUAUGUUUCCUGCAGCCGAUUUUGAUGAUAUACAUAGUUAUAAACAAAUGAAGAUCAAAAACGGUAAAUUUUUUCUUUUUUCAUCUAUGUAUUACCAAAAAGUUAAGCAUUUUAAAUAAAUUUGAGAGUAAGAAACUCAUAAAUGUCUAUCCUUAUUGGUUGCUAUAUAAAUAUUCAUAACUUCUCUAAAAAUUACUUAGAACCUUCUUAUUGCACGGAAUGCUGAGACUUCUGGUGCUUAAAUCAUACCCUAAAUUCCAAAGAAAUUGGUGAAAUAGUUUAAGUUAUUUAAUUUGUUUUUCCCAAAUUAAUUUUUUUUGCAACCCUAUAAGUCAGAAAAUAAUGAAGUUACAGUAAUACUUUGGAUAGUUUAUGAAAGAACAAGAUUUACACUAUUAUUUUAAUUUAAAAAAAAAUGACAAAAAAUAAUUCUAAAUAUUGCAAAAUUAUUUUGCAAGAACAUGUGAAUUAAAAAAAAGGGGGACUAACUUCGUUCCUAAUUGUCCUAGGACAAUUAUUUUUCUUUCUAAAUGGGUAUAAAAAUUCAGUCUUUAUAAAUAUGAAAAAAUAAUUUUUCUACCGCUAACGGUUAGAAAGUUAUUCUAAUUGUUUAUAAGUAAGCAAUAAAUCGAAAUGUUUUUGCAAAAUAAUUUUACACUGUUUAAAAUUACUUUUUGUCGUUUUUUUUAAGUUAUUAGUAUAAAUAUUCUUCUUUCAUAAACUGUCCGAACUAUUACUGUAACCUCAUAAUUUUCUGACUUAUUUAUUUAAAAUAUAAUUUAAGCACAAAAAGUCUCAGCAUUCCGUGUAAUAAGAAGGUUCUAACUUAAUUUUUACAUAAGUUAUGAACAUUUACAAAAUCUCAAAAUUUAUGACUUAUUUUGCAAUUUUCUAAGCAUCAAGUAAGGAUAGACAUAUUCAGCGAACGCUAUAUUGAAGUUUUUUUGUAAUAGACGAAAAAAUCGAAAAUUGACCGUUUUUUAAUCUUCAUUUGUUUAUAACUAUGUAUAUCAGCAAAAUCGCCUGCAGGAAACAGAUAGGUUAUUAAUAUAGAUGUCCAUACUACCAGUGGUGUCAUGACAAAAUUAGCAGUGCUGGAACGCACUUUUACUAACUUUUUGACAAGUAAAAUAUUACUUGAUGUUUUCUUAAUACAAGUUACGUCUGCAUAUUUUAAAAUGUAUAUGCAUUUGCUUAAUUCAAAAAUAUUUAAAUUCUGGAAUUUACUUUUUAUUUUAUUUUAAUUGUUGCUUUUAAUUGUACCAUGACACCACUGCAUACUACUCAAAAAAUUUGGUUUUUUCCUGGAGUGGGAUGUGUCACGAGAAAAAUCUUAUUUCUCUGGACUACUGGCGUUACAACCUCUCCGUGAGUAUGAGUAUUUGCCGCGUUUACUAUUGCCUUCCAUGUUUGUCGGCCCUGUGCCAGUAUUUCCCAUUGUCUCCCCCCAUUUUCUCCAGAUCUUCUCUGACUGCAUCUUUCCACCUUUUUCUAGGCCGUCCUACAGACCUUCUCUUAUCUGAUCUUUCCCAAAAUACAUUGUUUAUAAGGCCGAAGUGUUGUGUCUGCACCUCUAUUCGUUUGUCACGCUGUCUCUGCAGGGGCCAUACAUCAUUCGAAGGAUUUUACGUUUCCACACCAGCAAUUUAUUUACUUCCCUUUUUGUUAUCGUGCAUAUUUCGCUUCCAUACACGACGGCUUGUCGUAUUAUGGGUAAAAUACAUCUGAGGAACUUUUUUUUAAUGUAUUGUUCUGAAGGUAUUAUUUUGUAAUACAUACAAGGACGGAUCCAGGGAGGGGGCCAUGGGGGCCAUGGCCCCCUCCGAGAAUUUAGAAUAAUAUAAAUUUAAAUAUUUGCAGUUCAAAUGUUUUUAAUUUCAAACACAUAUAUAUGUACAAAACAGGGGAUAAAUACGUUUUCUGGACUAGAAUUGAAAGAAAGAAGUAACGGAGAAGCUUCAAGAAUGACUUUUGGGUUUUUUAUAAAUCAAAAUGUUGAUAAUUUUACAGAGUGCCAAUUGUUAGAACGAUCUUGACAGACAUCAAAAUCGUAUAAAUUUCCAUAUUCUAUACACACAAAGAAUAAAAAAGAAGUGAAGCGUUACUUGGGUCACUAGCACUUAGAGCAAAGGAGUAGGUUGGUAUUUUCGCACAGUCAAAAGGAAUUGUUUUAUAAAUAGUGCGUUUCAUUUUUCUAAUGAAAAAUAUGGUCACAAUAACAGGAUGGCAGCCCAAAGCCUUGACACGAAACCUUUAACAUCUUUCGCCAAACUCAUGAGCAAAGACGGAGUCACAUAAACCCAUGAAAAAACAUCAUACCACAAGAAGUGCGUUUAGGUUGAGCUAAAUUUUCUAAAAAGUUAUCGUAACCCUCAAAAGUCAGUCAUUAACCAGAUAGACUCUCAGAGGUCUAAACAGAAACAAAAAAUAAAGAAGACUCUCAGAGGUCUAAACAGAAACAAAAAAAAAAGAAAGACUACGGCCAAUAGUAGGGUCUAUGUCUAUAGUGUUCUUAGGUCGAUAAAAUAUUCCUCUAAGAGACCAUCGUGAUGAUGGCCUUAUGCUUCUGGACGAAGAUGCUGGACCUAGGAAUGAGGGGAAUUGCUGUGGUACUAAGGCAAAACCCGAUAUGUCAAAAAUUAUCGAUUUUUCGUUUUUAAUGCCAAUAUGUACAUUGAGCGAUGAAGAAUGUAAUGACAAAACCCUACAUGGCUAAACGCAUCCAUGUAACCAGUAGAUAAUAAAAUUGUUUCCGAUAUGUCCACUAUUACAACAACACCGCGAACUUUUAAACUCAUCUGCUGCAAAAUCACGAUUUUUGACAUAUCGGGUUUUGCUUUAGCACCACAGUGUUAAGGUUUAAAACCGCAUCAGGAGAUAAGACUCUUAAAUAACACCUAUCCACAGCAUCUUCCUGAGCAACAUGCAUUAGUAGCAGCAGUCAAAAUUAAUUAAUAACAUGUUGUCGUGAAGAAAUAAUUGAACAAAUAAUAUUUGACGAAACGACUGACGUAUCCCACGUGGAGCAGCUUUCUCUAAAUUUGGGAUACAUACACAAUAACAACAUUCGUGAAGACUUUGUCAAAUUCAUUGACGCUUAUGAGAACCUAAAAAUAAUUAGUGAAAAUCAAGAAAGAGGGAAAGAACAAGGCCUGGCAGGAGAAGCAUUGGAAAAAAUAGUAUUAAACUUGUUGAAAGAACUGCACUUGGAUCCGAAGAAAUGUGUAGGAAUCGGUACUAUGGCAGGAAUGGUGAGUUUUAAGGCACUUCUCAAAGUGUGUAAAAAGUGACAAAACUCAGCAUUGUAACCCUAAUUUUUAAAAAUUACCCCCUGUACUUUCGGUACUCCUCUCCAAAAAAGGUUAUGUCCCCUCCCGAAAAUCGGUCCUGGAUCCGCCCUUGAAUACAUACCUAUUUUAAUACAUACUAUCUUUAACAGGAAUGAGCCACAAUUUCUGUUUAAAGUUCGUUCAUUUUCAUGUUUCACUAUUAAACGCAUCUUUAUUAAAAUUACAAAUUACAAGGUGGUUUCCCGUGUGAAAUUCCAUUAAUGUGUUGGUUUUCCUACUUACUUUGUAGGCACAUACCUAUGUACAUAAAGCACGUACGUGCAUAAGGCAUCUUUGAGGCACGUACGUACAUACAUAAAAUACACUGCAAACAAAAUUGUCUAAAAACUACAGAGAUAAAAUAGUGAUGUUCUUCCUAUUAAAAAAAAUCCCUUGUACUUAGUCCAUUCACUCACGGUAAAAUAUUGCAAAACCUCCGAAUUAUAAAGAACCGUUCCGAUUUAGAUGGAAUUUUGCAACUGAGAUAAGCUUGCCUUCCUCUUCAAAAGUGAUAUGACUAGAAUAGGUGUUCUUUAAAACUACCAUUGUUUGCCAAAAAUUCCAGUAAUUAACAGCAAAUAUAGUCGAUUCGCUAAUCUGAGACACAACAGUCUACACUACAAUCACAAUAAAAAUCAAGGGCGGAUCCAGGACCAAUUUUCGGGAGGGGCCAUGAACUUUUUUGGGGAGGGAUACCGGAGAGUCUGGGAGUAAUUUUUAAAAAUUAUUGUUACAAUGGUGAGUUUUAAGGCACUUUUCACAAUCUUUUGUGUGCCAUAGAGAUAUUCAAACCUUAAAGUUAUUAAAGUAUUAUGUAUUAAAGUCAGUACUAAUUCCUACACAUUUCUUCGGAUCCAAGCGCAGUUCUUUCAAGUUUAAUACUAUUUUUCCCAAUGCUUCUACUGUCAGGCCUUGUUCUUCCCCUCUUUCUAGUUUUUGACUAAUUAUUUUUAUAAACGUCAAUGAACUUGACAAAGUCUUCACGAAUGUUAUUGUGUAUGUAUGUACCUCAAAUUUAGAGAAAGCUGUUCCACGUGGGAUACGUCGGUCAUUUCGUCAAAUAUGACAGAAAAAUAAUUUGAACUUCAAACCUGAUUCAUUAUUUGUUCAAUUAUUUAUUCACCACAUGUUAUCAAUUAAUCUUGACUGGUGCUACUAAUGUAUGUUACUCGAGAAGAUACUGUAGAUAGGUGUUGUUUAAGAUUCCUAUUUUCUGAUUCAUUUUUAAACCUUAAUAAUUCCCCUCAUUGCUAGGUCCAGCAUAUUGGUCCAGAAGCAGAAGGCUAUAAUCAUGAUGGUAUUUUAGAGGAAUAUUUUGUCGACCUAACACCACUGUAGACUCUUCUAUUGGCCGCAGGCUUCCUCUAUUUUCUUGUACCUGUUUAGACCUCUGAGAGUAUAUCUGGUUAAUGACUGACUUUUGCGGUAGCGAUAACUUUGUAGAAGAUCCAGCCCAACCUGAACGCACUCCUUGUGGUAUGAUGUUUUUUCAUGGGUUUGUAUGGCUCCCUCUUUGACCAUGAGUUUGGUGAAAGAUGUUAAAGGUUUUGUGACAAGGCUUUGAGCCAUCAUUCCUUUAUUGUGACCAUAUUUUUCGUUAGAAAAAUAAAACGCAAUACUUGUAAAACAAUCCCUUUUGAAUGUGCGAAAGUACAAACCAACUCCUUUGUUCUAAGUAAGUGAUGGUGACCCAAGUAAUGCUUCAUUUCUUUUCUUUUCCUUGUGUGUAGAGAAUAUGGAAAUUGAUACAAUUUUGAUGGCUGCCAAGGUCGUUCUAAAAAUGAACCUUUGUAAAAUUAUCAACAUUUUGAUUUGCAAAACAUCCUAUGUCAUUCUUAAAGUUUUCGUUACUGCUCUUGUUCAAUUCUAGUCCAGAUAACAUAUUUAUCUCCUGUUUUGUACUAAUAUAUAUGUAAUUGAAACUAAAAACAUCUGAACUAAAAAUAUGUAAAUUUCUAUUUUUUUAAAUUAUCGGAGGGGGCCAUGGCCCCCAUAGCCAGCUCCCUGGAUCCGCCCUUGAUAAAAAUGCACUAUAUAGAAAUAAACAAACCAAGACACGUUGAAUGUUCGAGGAGCACUCCCAGAUCACGAUUAGGGAGUGCUCCUCGUGCUUGUUUAUUUCUAGUGCAUCUUUAUUGUGAUUGUAGUGUAGACAGUUGUGUCUCAGAUUAGCGAAUCGACUAUAUAAGCGUGAUCUAAAUCUAAAUUAUGUGUAAGUGUGUUAAAUAAAGCCUUGUUUCUCAUAUAGCAAUCUAUUUUAUAGUAUAUAACUAUUUUUCAUCCCUUAUAAACCACACUUUAGGUAAAAAUUUGUUAAAGAAUAUUUUGCCGAUGUCAUUUUAGAGUUAAAUAUUUCCACCCCCGAGAAGGGAUGGUACUCACUCCCAGAGCAAAAGCACACGUCGGCAUCACUUCUUUUCUUUGACAUGUUAGCUAUGUAUAAUAUGUCAAUGCAAGCGGUUCUUUAAAAUUCUAAGAAAAACCGUAAGUAAAUGGACUAAUAACACAGUUCAGCAAAAAAAUUUUUUUGAGUCUGUUAUUGAAUCGCUUAUUAUUUAAAAAAGGCUUCAUGUCACUUUUUUUCAAAUUUUCGUUUAACUUGGAAAACGAUAGCCCAUUAUGUUCGCACAUCCUUUGCUUAUGAAAAGGAAAAGUCUCAUGUCUUGUUAUUACUUUAUCAGAUAUAUUAGUUUAAAAUUAUUGUUUAUUUAUGAAAAGCCUCAUGUCAAUGACAAGGAGCUUUUCAUAAAUAAAAGCACUGUUGGCAACAUACUGUUUCAGAAGAAAGUAAAAAUUGAGAAAAUAAAAAAAGGAAAUGUUUACUAUUUCUUCCUACCAUGAAUUUACUUGCGAAAGAUUUAAAAAAGGAGUGGUUGUUGUAUCUGAUUUUAUUGGUGGAUUUCUUAGCAAAACCUUCAAAAUGUUAUCUUAUCCACUGUCUAUUGCUGAGCCAAGCUCCCCUUCCUCAUAGAGCUUUUCAUCGAUUGUCAUUUGUUUCGAGCUUCUGUCAUAUGUCACAUAAUAUUAAUAUAUCUACGCCAUACGUCUUUGAUUUGUAUUAUUGUAUAUACCAAUAACGUAUGACGUAGAUAUAUUAAUAUUAUGUGACACAUGACAGAAACUCGAAACAAAUGACUGUGAAUGAAAAGCCCUAUUAGCAAGAAAAACUCAUGAAUCAAAGGUACCAAUUCAUCAAGAAAAAAUUAAUGACAUGAAGAAACUUUUGCAGUACGUAGUACGUCCCUCAAGAACACAAGUGGUUUUACAAUGAGCUUGCCCAAUGGCCAAGAGUUGCAACCAAAAAAUGAGCAAAAAUGUAUAAAAUGGCAACUAAUUUUAGCUAAUCGUAUUGUCUUAGCACUGUUUUAAUAAAGUAAUAUUAAUUAUAAAUAAACACGGUGUAAAUUCAUCCACCAAUCAAAACUUUCCCCGUAAAACAACACUUUUGUUUGUGAAAGGCCUUUUGUCAGCUAUUUUCAAUAAAAAAAAUACAAUAUUGAUUUUAAAAAGUGUAACUAACAUGAUUUAUUUUGAGUUUUAAGGUUCUUAAAAUGUUUCGAAAAAUCAGAAAAGUAUAAAAUCGUUUUUUAUAAAACUAAACAGUUUUUUCUUGUUUCCCAAAAUUUACAUUUUGUGACAAGAGGCCUUUCAUAAAUAAGCGAUUGGUAAGCGAUUAGUUAUUUUCUGUUAUUUUCUGUUAAUUUCAUCGAAAAUUAAGCAGAAACUCCAUAAAUAAUAAUUAAAGUUUGCCUUUGUACAGCUGGUUCCUAAAAAAAAACUGAUACGACUCUUAAAGCGUAUUUUGUAGAAUAUUGAGCAGUGUAUUUUGUAGAACAUUGAGCGGUGUAUUUUGAAGGAUAAAAUUUGUUAUUUACAUACUGUCACUGUCAACGCCAAAUCUUAAAAUUUGUCAGAUAACUUAUUCUAUUCAACUUCAAAAAUGGCUCCACAUCAUAGAGGUAUAUAUUAACAUAGAGUGAGCCUACUUUCCGCUCUUCCUGACGACAAGAUCUCAUGGACUGGUUUGCGGCAUCUCUUUCUAACACAUUGUAUCGAGAAUCUGUGAUGACAUUCAGUGUGAGUAUAGGCACGGAAGGGGAGGACAACUGUAGCAGCUUUACUAUGCGUAAGAGUGAAACUGCACUAAUCCAAAUAAAAAAGAUGGUGUCGUCACUUCGCUCUGAAUGACACUCUCUCUAUGCUAAUAUAUAACUAUAUGCUCCACAUGCUAGCAAAGAACUAAAAGCAAGAAUUGUAACGAAAUUAGAAGAUGUUGGGUCACUAUCUGCCAUAGCGAACCAUUUUAACGUAAACAGAACAACAGUUUUAAAACAAUUCUUACUUUAAUAUAUUGUUGAGUUAAGUCGUUUGUUUUAUUCCUUAAUAAUAUUAAAAAUAAUAACAACAACCCUAUUUUAUGUAAAAACUAUCAGUAGUAAUUGCACAAGAGCUCUAAAAUUAUAUAUUAAUUUUAGAGAUCGAGUGCAAUUGGUGCGAUUAUUUCAUGAAUAAAACUGUUCAACACCAAAAUUUUAUUGUAAUUUAUUUAUGUAAGUACAAAUUAGUACAAUUAAACACAGUUGUUAUAAAUAUUAAUUUGACGGUUGAAAGUCAUCACUUUUAUAAUUCUUAAAACAUUAAUUGUCAUUAAUGUCACUGAAUGUAUUUUUUCGUAGCAACGAAGGGCAUCUGACGUAAUAUACUUGACGGGAAAUUAUCAAAAAUUAUCGAUUUAAUUUAGAUUUAUGUAGCUUUCUAUUGGUCAGAAUCUCCUAUGAAUGAAAUAAUCAUUUAUAUACUCUUUAUAAAAUGCAAGAAUUCAAAAUAAUAUCAAAAUAUAGACCUUAAUAAUUAUUACAAUUUAGGAAUUAACAUAUGUAAUCAGCUGUUUGUUUGUUUGUUUAUUUUAUUAUUUGUCUGUCAUAAUAAAUAUAAUAUAAUGUCAGACCAGUCAAAAUUUGAUUGGUCGGUAUUUAAUACACUACUCAGUUUUUUUAGGAACCAGCUGUACCUUUAGUUAAUGAAAAAUAAAUAUAGAGUGUUUUGACAGAUUUUUUAGGAGCCGUUGCAUUUAAGAUGUCCAAGAGGGUGAGGGGGGAAUGUGGGUGUAAAGCAGCAUAGGCGUAACCACGGGGGAUUUGGGGGUUAUAACCCCCUCCAUUAGGAUGUACUUUGAGCUCUAUACCCUUAACACCAUUACUAUUUAAUAUCUCCCAGAGACCAUCUGUAGUUGUAACACCCCCUUAGGAUCAUCCUCCUUAGGUAACCGGGGGGUUUUGGGGUUAUAACCCCCCAUUGGGAUGUACUUUGAGCUCUAUACGCUUAACACCAUUACUAUUUCAUACCCCCCAGAGAUCACCUGUAGUUGUAACUCCCCUUAGGAUCAUCCUGGUUACGCCCUUGUGGAGCAGGAACUGGCAGACUGAUAACGGUAGUGUAGGGGUGAAUAUUGCAAAGGAAUAACGUAUUUUAUGGGUCGCGAUCGCGAAGUCUAAAAAUAUCUUCCAAAAUGUGUAAAAAUUAAGUGGACUUUUUUUGCUGUAUUUGUGCCGAAUUCAUUAAAGUGGGGCCAAAAAAUUUUGUUUGACAGCUUUACAAGAAGCUUAAAACAGUUCUUCUUCUCAAUGGAAAUAUAUUUUCAUUUCUUCUUCUGGCUCAUUCUGUAAUGCUCAAAGAAAGUUUACGAGAGCGUUAAAAUGAUGCUUCAAGUUUUAAAAUAUAUGAAGAGUACAUCUGGUCAGUGAUAGGGUAUUUCAAAAUGGUUAGUUUUAUGGUGCGAAUGCAAGGUGGAUACACUAAACCAUGAAACCUUUGCUUAUGGGAUAGUAGAGUCAAAGUACUUCACUACCAUCAGCACUCAUGGUCUCAUCGGAGUGAGUUUCAAAUGUGGAGUCAUAUCAUGCUUUCACGCCUCCAUUGCGCAUAAAAUUAAGCUCAUGAAGCAGCUCGUAAAGGCUCUUCAUCAAGAUUAUGAGGACUUUCAAUUUUUAAAACAUUUUUUCCGAAACUGUCAGAGGCUGACAAUUACAAACAGCUUAUUUCUAAUAUGUUCGACAGCUGCAAAGUCAUGGAUGCGGUAUGUCUCUUAAAGUAUAAAUGCUACAUGCUCACUUAGAUCAAUUUAAAGACAAUUUAAGUGCAAAUUCAGAAGUGCAAGGGCAAUAAAAUGUAAUGAACUUCAGACAACGGUAUUGGGAAUGGAGCCCCCUAAACUGCGUUUAGGGGACUCCUACGAGAGAGUCUUUGUUUACACAAAAACAAUACCAAAACUGUUCAUUUUUAAAGAUUUUUGAUAUUAUUUUUUUUAUUUAUGGAUUUUAUAUAAUAUGCCGUAUUUUGUAAUUAAAGUUAAUAAAAAUAUAUAAUUCAAAAUUUGUUUACUUUUAAAAAUAAUUUAAAUUAAAAAAUAGAACUUUUUCAUAAAAUUUGAAAUUUCGUUCUGGAAAGUACAAUAGCAAAUUUUAUUAUUACAUAUUAGAAAAAAUAUUGUUUCUUUCUUUAGUUAGACAUAAGUAAUUAAAAUCAGAGAUACAGAAUUCAGACUCAAAAUUCAUGUUGACCUGUGUAAUCUUUUAAAUUUUUAAUCUAAAAAUAAGGUGAUACGUUUUAAAAUACUGAUAUCCUGACAGCCGAUUUAUAUUAUUUUAAAGAAAUGUUAGCAAUAAAAUAUAUUGAUAACUUUAUUUUUACUUCUAAAAAUAGAUAUUUUAAAUUGCUUGCGCACAAUGUUGUGAGAUAUAUAUGUAUAGAUGUGUGUAAUGUUUAAAGUGUGUAAGUGUCAUAUUUUUUAUUAAUAAAAAAACAUUUUUAUUGCA